Messenger RNA from Rhizopus microsporus ATCC 52813, 2867 nucleotides. RefSeq lists its product as uncharacterized. The transcript is spliced from 9 exons. NCBI's taxonomy places the organism in Eukaryota, Fungi, Mucoromycota, Mucoromycetes, Mucorales, Rhizopodaceae. The coding region runs from base 68 to 2857 and encodes 929 amino acids. Gene Ontology annotation, molecular function: cytoskeletal protein binding; ubiquitin binding; identical protein binding. The record is from RefSeq and is a predicted model, not a curated record.
GUCCUUAUAUAAAACACACACACACUCCUUUCUUUCUCUUUCUCUUUUUUUAAAAAGCAUAAUACAUAUGAAGUUUAUUGAUAUAUGCACUGCCCUUUAUGAUUACCAGUCUCGGAGUAAUGAAGAAUUAUCCUUAAAAGCAGAUGACACCCUUUUGAUAAUUGACAAAGAUGACCCUGAUUGGUAUAAAGCUCAACUUGUAACAAAAGACUUUGAUGGACCUAUUGGCUUAGUCCCUUCCAACUAUAUUGAAAAAAAUAAAUCUAUUGGAACAGUAAAAGCAUUGUAUGACUAUCAGGCACAAUCAUCCGAAGAACUUUCCUUUAAAAUUGAUGAUGUAAUGACCUUGUAUUAUAAGGAUGAUCCUGAUUGGUACUUUGCAGCAACAAAAGAUGAUCAAUUUGGUCUUAUUCCCCGUAACUAUACAGAAGAAUUAACUUCACCAAAAGAAACAGGUACAAGUAUAGACACACCUGCUUGUGAACCAAAAUGGGCAAUUGCCCUCUACAAAUUCGACCCUCAAGAUAAAGAAGAAACACAACUGGACGAGAAUGAACAGAUAUUAGUAACAGAUUAUGUCAGCAGCUCUGACUGGUGGACAAUUGAGCAUAAAGAUGGAAAAUCUGGUAUAGUUCCGGCUACUUAUGUCAAGUUUCAGGAUGAAUAUGAAGCUGAAUUAAAGAAACAAGAAAUGAAUGCGAGAAAAGAACAAGAACAGCUUCAACAAAGAGCUCGCAUGAAAGCUGAAGAAGAAGAAAGAGAACGGUCAAGACAAGAAGAAGUAGAAAGAAGAAGAAAAAUGCAAGAAGAAGCAAGACAAAAGGAAGAAGAAAAAAGAAGACAAGAAGCUUUAAUGGCCGCUCGAUCAGCGUCUACAUUUUCCGAAAGUGCUUCACCAAGACGUAGUCAAAUUCCCGUCCCUCCUCCCCCAAUUUCUGCGACUCAAGUGCCAAAGCAGGUCGUAGUACCACUCGAUCCCAACAAGCCAGAUCCUACAAAAACUCGUUGGUGGACAGACCGUACAGGUGCGUUCAAAGUCGAGGCUCAACUUGUUGCUUGUAGCAAUGGUAAGAUUAGGCUGUUUAAAACUAAUGGAGUUAAAAUCGAUGUUCCUCUGGAGAAAAUGUGUAUCGAUGAUUUAAAAUACGUUGAACAGGAAACUGGUCAAAAAUUAGUAGAGGAUAAAACUGACAAUAUACCGCUUGCACAUCUUUCCAGGAAGUUCUCUUGGUUUGAAUAUUUUAAAAAGAUGAAUAUGCCACAUGACGCAUCCAACCAAUAUGCGAGAGCAUUUGAAAGAGAACGCCUAGGGGAAAAAGACAUUGAACGUCUUACUUAUGGAAAGAUGAGGUCGCUUGGAAUGUCAGAGAAACAUAUACGACGAUUACAAAAGUUUAUAGAGACAAAUCAAGCUGAGCCAUUAUCAGACGAUGAAACUACACGGCCAAAAAUUAAGGUGAAGAAGAGCGUUACGUUUGGAUCUGUCAGUAUAAUAGAGGAUCAUGCUGUAAUCGAAGUCAGCGAUGAUGAAGAUGAAUAUAACGAUCAUAAUGUUUACGUGCAGAAACAGAUUGAACAAGAUGAAAGAUUAGCUAGAAUGCUUCAAGAACAAGAGAAUCAGCAACAAACAAAUGCCCAUACUUCUGCACCUAGUGUUACUCUGCAUAGAAGAGGUACUGGAAGACCUACUCCAUCUCAUUCUGCUCCAAAAGGCGUUAACUCUGAUGCAUUUACAAGCAAUCAGUUUAAAUCCGAAAUAUUGAAACCUACUCCAGCCCCAGCUCCAAUUCGACCACUUCAGCCUUCCCCUGUACAACAUACAGCUUCACUGCCUCUUGGACAGCCAUCACAUACACCAUCUAAUACAGUGAUAGCAGUAAACAAGUCCGGUUUUGAAGAUGAUGCAUGGACACCAAGGUCAAGCCAUUCACCGUCCAUACAAUCAUCUGUUUUCACUGGCAACAACGUAUCAAAUAGUCCUAGUAUCAACAGUGCAGCUCCACAAUUACCUGCUCGGUCAAGGCCUACCCCACAAAUUUCACAGCAGUCAUCUGUAGAUCCUCAGCUUUUAGCGAAAUGGGGAGGAAGUCCUUCUCUUGCAGCUGCGAAUCAGCAGCCAGUUCCCCCUAUUCCUUCUGCACCAAAAAAUAACAACGCUGUAGGAUAUAACCAAGCCAACUCUUUCAGUCAUCAGAACAGUCUUCAACCAAUUCAACAACAACAGCAGCAACAACAACAAGCUCGUCUUAGUCCUAUCAUGACAACUAACAACAGUUUUACAGGCACUUCGCCUUCAAUGCAGUAUCAACAGCCGACCCAGUUUGCUUCACAGUUUUCAACUUUACCACAGCACUCAAAUACUCAUGCAAUCCACAUUACUCCCUUACAACCUGCUCUACAGCCACCGCUUGUUCCUCAACCUACCACUAGUCCAGUAUCUUCAUAUAAUAUGAACCCUGUGCAACCUCAGAUGACAGCCUCGAGUACGAUGACAAGCUCAACUGCUAGCAGUAGAACUUGGGCAAAUGCAACCCCUGAUAAUCCAUUUGGCACCAAACCAGCAAACCACAAUGCACCACUUAUACACAGCCAUAGUGCGCCUAUACUUGUUGAUAAUAGCUUCCAACAACAAAGCUUCAAUGCUUCAGGAUAUUCUUCAAACAUAAUAGACCCCACUGAUAAAUACUCUAUCUUUAAAACUAUUGAUACCAAUGCGCCCAGUAUUCUUAAACCAGCUGGCUCUUUCCAACAACAACAGCAACCGCAAUCUCAGCAUCAGCCCAGCUUUGUACAGAUGCAGGCUCAACAGUAUAACUCAAUGUUUAUGAAUCAACAGCAACAACAACAGCGAUGGUAGAGAAAACGCU